GACGACGACGGGGCCUCAAGCUGUCAAUCAACAAUGAGCCGUCAAUCAAUGAUGAGGGAACGGACAAAUGUGUCUGUGCUUUAUCAGAUUUCACGAACGUACCAAAGGCUAUACGCGAUAUAUAAGUAAACCAAUGUGAUAAUGGUUAACACUGAUUGUUUGGGGAGGAUCACAUACGUUACAAGGAGGACCGUUCUCUUCCAUCCCUUUUCCCUCUCGGUUUCCGGCGGACGAAAUAUUCCGACGGACCAGAAAACCGGAACUCUGUGUGACGUAGCUUGGGGGGCAUUAACUGCAAUAUUUUAUUAUCUAUCAUUUUCAGAAUAUAUUUAAUACAAAGUACUGUGUUUGAUAAUUCUCUAAUCAUUGUGUUACCAGAAAUUAUUUUAAUAAAUGUGAAGCGUAUUGGUUUGGGCUGAGGGCAACGCCCACUUGGUCUCCAGGGCAACGGGUCCGUUUGGGAGGCGUUCCAAUAACAUAACGUCGGUCGAGUUUGUUUUUACAACUAAAGAUUGAAACUAAGAUGCCGAGAUCCAAGUACUACACCCCCGACGAGGUGUCCGCUCACAACUCCGCGGCCGACCUGUGGGUCUCCUUCGUGGGCAAAGUGUGCGACCUGACGCCGCUGGUGAGGGAGCACCGAGGUGAUAUUCUGCUGCUGCCAAUUAUUGAAUGCGCAGGAAAGGAUAUCAGCCACUGGUUCGACCCCAAAACGAAAGACAUCCUCACCCACGUCGACCCGAUGACCAGCUGCGUGAAGUACUUCACCCCCAGGGGGCGCUUCCUGCACGUCCCCCCGCCGCGGCCCCGCAGCGACUGGGACAACGACUUCGGCCGGCCGUGGUGGAGGGACCCGCGGUACGAGGUGGGGUACCUGACCGCCAAGUCGCGCUGGGUCCGGGUGGUCAACACCCUGACCUCCCAGGAGCAGCUGCUAGAGGUGUGUUCGGAGGAGACGCUGGAGGAGGUGUUGCAUCGCUACGUGCGCUACAACGCGCACGCCGGCAGCUACACCUGGAAGCACGCGGGCACCCCGCUCCUCAUGGACCGCACCCUGGGGGAGAACGGGGUCCCGGACGAGGACCCCGACAUGGACCGCUGCCGGCUGGACCGGGACCUCUUCACCCCCGCCAUCUGCCUGUACUUCAACGACGACCUCACCGAGCUGUGACACUGGGGGGUUAUUAUGGUCUGUAUGCUACGAAGUCUGACGAGGGUCUGAAUGGUAUUAAAGUCCAUGGAUGGUGUUAUCGGGAGAGUGUGUUUAUUAUAGGUUUUAUUAUGGUCUGGAUGUGUUUAUUAUAGGUCUUAUUACAGUCUGUAUGCGUUAUCAUUGUCUGUGUGUGUUAUUAUAGGUUAUAGGUCUUAGUAUGUUCUAUAUGGGCUGUACGUGUUGUUAUAGGUUCUAGGUUUUAUUAUGGUCUGUGUGUUAUUAUAGGUCUUAUUACAGUCUGUAUGCGUUAUCAUGGUCUGUGUGUUAUUAUAAGUUAUAGGUCUUAUUAUGUUCUGUAUGGUCUGUAUGUGUUUAUUGUAGGUUAUAGCUCUUAUUAUGGUCUGUAUGUGUGUAUUAUAGGGUAAAGAUCUUAUUAUAACUCCUAACUUCCACUCCUACCUUGAUAGAACAAAGCAGUCUGAAGUUUCUGUACCGCAUCCAGGGAAUGUAAUGCAGGCUGUUCCAUUACAUCAAGAUUAAUGAUCUCCCAUCUAUAGAUAUCUCCACAUAGCUCCUCUACAGCACGCCAGUACAGAAUGUACCAAGACUAUUGACAGAGGGCCGAAUUUCGUUACUCAUCAAAUGUUUAUUACAGUGUCUUUUCAUGCAGACGGUGUCCAAAUGGCUCUUUUUAUAUUUUCAACCCACUUUAUAUGACAAUGGAAA
Molecule: messenger RNA, 1879 nt
Organism: Gadus chalcogrammus (walleye pollock)
Lineage: Eukaryota; Metazoa; Chordata; Actinopteri; Gadiformes; Gadidae
Product: cytochrome b5 domain-containing protein 1
Exons: 4
Coding region: 524-1171 (215 amino acids)
Source: RefSeq, a predicted model, not a curated record